Messenger RNA from Trichoplax adhaerens, 1821 nucleotides. RefSeq lists its product as uncharacterized. The record is from RefSeq and is a predicted model, not a curated record. The annotation marks the transcript as partial. Gene Ontology annotation, biological process: intracellular protein transport; endoplasmic reticulum to Golgi vesicle-mediated transport; vesicle fusion with Golgi apparatus. Gene Ontology annotation, cellular component: ER to Golgi transport vesicle membrane; Golgi membrane; cytoplasm. The transcript is spliced from 23 exons. NCBI's taxonomy places the organism in Eukaryota, Metazoa, Placozoa, Uniplacotomia, Trichoplacea, Trichoplacidae.
GUUGAAAAGCUUUGCAAUCGUGUUAGUACCUCAACAUUAUUAGAAGACAGACGCGAUGCACUUAGAGCAUUAAAAUCCUUGGCUAAGACUUACAGAGACGAAGUUGGUUCGCAGGGACUACACUUAUUCGUCAAUGUUUUACAAGUGGACAAGAGCGACGGCGAAAGUGUUGGCUAUGCCUUGGAUACAUUAUACAAUUUAAUGGCUACCGAUAUUCCUCCAAAUCCUUACUAUGGACAAACUGUAAUGUCUCCGCAAACAGCUGAACUUGGUCGUCAUUUUAGCGAAAUUUUCCUACAAAAUCAGGAUAAUUUACCCUUAAUCAUUAGUUGUUUGGAAGAUUUCGACUUUCAAGUACGAUGGCCGGCAACUAAACUACUUACGGCACUGUUAAUAAAUAAUGGGCCUCAAAUUCAACAAAGUAUGCUCACUAUUCCUAUGGCUGUCGCAAGAGUUGUAGACUUAUUAAGCGAUGAGAGAGAAGUCGUUAGGAAUGAGGGAUUACUCCUCAUGAUGCAGCUUACGAAAGCUAAUAACGCAAUACAGAAAUUAAUUGCAUUUGAAAACGGAUUCGAUUAUAUAAUUGAUAUUAUUGCAAGGGAAGGUUAUAGUGUUGGUGGAAUCGUUGUUGAAGAUUGCUUACUCAUAUUAAGGAAUUUAUUAAAUUCGAAUGUUUCCAAUCAAAAUUUCUUCAGAGAAGGAAGGUAUUGCAUACAUUGGACGGUAUACAACGACUCGGAUACAGAUGAAUUUGAUAGCGCAAAGCAAAAAGCGGCAAACAUCAUUCAUAUGUUACAAAUAUUGCGUUUGCUGGUCUCACCGGACAAUUCACAACAAUCGUUGGUAUUAUGUCAGAAAGUAAUUUUCCAAUGCGGAUUACUCAAAGUAUUAUGCGAAUUAUUGUUAUCGUCCUCUGUUAGUGAAGACAUUGUAUUAGAGCUUCUCAUUACUAUUGGCGAUACCCUUCGGGGAGCUAACCAAAAUCAAGAUUACUUCGCAAAAUUUUCUUUAUCUGCAGAUGCUCAAAGAACUGCGAUAAUAGUACUUCUCUUAAACAUGGUAACUGAUAAAACAACUUAUCCAUUGAAAUAUGCCUCCUUAUACUGUUUCAAGUGCUUUCUAUAUGGUAAUGAGCUAGGCCAAGCGCAACUGGUAGCUACUCUCUUGCCAUCUUCUGUUGAAGCCGCUUCUAUUUCGCCUGGACAGUUAAUAUGCGCUGGAUUGUUUAGCCUGGAUCAAUUUUGUAGCUGGUGUGCAGCUAUGGCUAUUUCACACAUGUUACGACAAAAUAUCGCUCAAAAAGAACAAUUGUUACGUGUUCAAUUAGCUACUAGAGUAGGUAACCCAGCAGUAUCAUUGCUACAACAAUGUACAAAUAUCCUAAGCGAGAAUACUGGCUCUCCAGUUGGAAUUAACCACCUAAUUCUUUUAUGUUCUUGGCUGAAUGAAUGUCCUACGGCUGUUGCACAUCUCGUUAACAACCCUGUCAACAUUCCUUUCCUAACUACACAGAUAGACAGAGAUGCAAACGAACAUGAGAAGCUUAUGCGUGGACUAUCAGCACUAUUACUUGGUAUAUGUAUGGUAUACAAUGAUGGUGCCGUUGAAGCCUGCAAUCGAAAAGCGCUUCGAAACCUGAUAGCAAGUAGGAUAGGUGUUGGAAAAUACAGGGAUUGCUUGAACCAAAUAUCAAAGAAUGAACAGUUUGUAAAAGCAACUCACAGAAUGCAGAUGCCAAGUGAGCCAGACGAUCAUUUAUUUUUUGAUGAAGAAUUUACGAUUAUGUUUAGAAACGUUGAAGGUGCUAGCAUAGACCUUUAG